CCCGGGGUCCUUCUCAGAAACACCCUUCCAAGAUGGCAGCCAACAGUAGCAGCACGGGUAGCAAAUCCAGCAACAGCGCCGGUGGCAAACAGUCCGGCCCCUCGGCCGAACAGGUGGUGGCAACAUUUCAGAGGAUGCGUCAGGAGCAGCGCUCCAUGGCGUCUAAAUCUGCAGAGUUGGAGAUGGAGAUCAACGAGCACAGCUUAGUAAUCGACACCCUAAAGGAAGUGGAUCCUUCGAGGAAAUGCUUUCGCCUAGUAGGAGGAGUUUUGGUGGAGAGGACAGUAAAAGAAGUUCUACCGGCCUUGGAAAGUAACAAAGAACAGAUCUCCAAAAUAAUCGAGUCCAUCAACACACAGAUGCAGAUGAAAGGACGGGAGCUCACAGAGUACCGGGAACGCUACAACAUCCGGUUGAUGGGCGAGGGCGAAGGAGAGGCACAAGGCCAGUCAGCGGCGUCUUCCAGGGACAGCGAAGGAGGCGGGUCUAAAAGCGGAGCUGGCGUUUUAGUGUCGUAGUUUGUGAUAGUAGAGGGCGACCGUAGGGCCUUAUGAUUUCUACAGUGCUGAAAAUAGGGUUGUAGUCACAAAAUCUAGGUUUCAACCUUCACGGGAUGAAUUUGGUUUUUGUUGAAAUGUCUGCUAAACAUGCUGCACUUGGUAUUGAAGUACUUAACAACAGACACAAACUCACUAAACGUAGUGUUCUGCUUACGUACGUGGAUGCUCGUGCGUGUCUUACAUCUGCCUUUCAGUGGCGCUGAUUUUGGUUUCUAUUUCUGAAAUAUUGUGGCAUAAAACAAUUAUAAUAUAACAAUUAUAUUCGGGGUAGCUGUUGUAGUCGUACUCUGUUUUACAUACGCGAAUAAACAUUUCACCAUCUUUAAUUACAGAUAAUAUUUCUCACCAAUUAAGGUAUAAUUGGCAAAAUAAAAAAAUAUCAAAUACCUUUAACAUACAAGUCAUUUUUCAGGAACCACUUUUGCCAUUUUGUAAACUUAAGAUUUUGGACUGACAACUUAAAAACAAGGAAAAAUGAUUUCAUAGGGCCCUGACGUACGUUGAGUUUCGCAAAAAGUCACCCUUGCCAAGGCAGUCCAGGUCCUGGAAGGCACUUUGUCAUUUUAUUUUGAGCAUGAGCAAGAGAUUAUACUGUAAACAUGUCACUGCAGAUCAAAAUGAAUCUGUCAGAUUUACUCACCCUCCCUCUGUCAAACAUUUUAACCAUGAUUCCUAAAUUUGUCUCCACAUGUCAGCCAUGCACAGAACAGCUGUUGGUUUGUUUUCAUAAUGUGAGGUCAGCUGUUGUUCAGCAGCGAUUAAAGCGCAAAGAUGUCAGUGCUACCACCUUAAUAACAGAGCCCAGUCAUCGAAAACACAAUAAAAGCCGUCAUAUUCUUUCUGAUCUGUCACACAUGCUUCGGGCUUGGUUAUAUUAAUUUGAUAACUUGGUCUUAAAUGAGGAAAUGCCACCUGGGACCUGAUGUAUGCUGUCUGCACUGUUCAUGUAGUUGUUAAGACAACAAUGUUUUUGUUAAUGGUCAUGAAUUAAAGAAUGUCAAAAUUGUG
Messenger RNA from Plectropomus leopardus (leopard coralgrouper), 1568 nucleotides. RefSeq names its product prefoldin subunit 2 (gene pfdn2). The record is from RefSeq and is a predicted model, not a curated record. NCBI's taxonomy places the organism in Eukaryota, Metazoa, Chordata, Actinopteri, Perciformes, Serranidae. Gene Ontology annotation, cellular component: prefoldin complex. Gene Ontology annotation, biological process: protein folding.